This is a messenger RNA of Colletotrichum orchidophilum, 1545 nucleotides long. RefSeq names its product acyltransferase. Gene Ontology annotation, cellular component: membrane. Gene Ontology annotation, molecular function: acyltransferase activity, transferring groups other than amino-acyl groups. Gene Ontology annotation, biological process: polysaccharide biosynthetic process. The record is from RefSeq and is a predicted model, not a curated record. The coding region runs from base 1 to 1545 and encodes 514 amino acids. NCBI's taxonomy places the organism in Eukaryota, Fungi, Ascomycota, Sordariomycetes, Glomerellales, Glomerellaceae. The transcript has a single exon.
AUGAUCCCCCUCGUCGUUCGUUCCCUCCGGGGAGCUGUCGCCCGCAUCUCCCCGAGUGCAUACUCCUACUCCCCUCUGAGUAACGUCAACUCCCAUUCCGAACCCUCAUCGCCCGGCGGCUCGACCCCUCCCCCACAAGCCAGGUCCCUCCUCGCGAAAUUGACGGCUAUCCUCUUUUUCCUCCUGCCCUCCUUCGUCCAGCGCCGACUCCGACCCAACGACUUCAAGCACCGGCGCUUAUACCCCACCUCGUGGCUAGAUGGUCUGCGCGGUGUCGCAUCACUGAUUGUCUUCUUCUGCCACUUCACCGAGAAACACGUCGGCUGGUUCACCGCGAGGGCAUACGGAAUUCCCGACGAGAACGAUCAUGUUGCUUCCUCCCCGCUGCAAUUGCCCUUCAUCCGCGUCAUCUAUAGUGGUCGGCCCAUGGUCCACAUCUUCUUCAUCAUCUCGGGCUUCGUUCUGUCUCUCAAGUCGUUAAAGCAGGCAAGGAAACACGACUACGAUGGACUGCAUCGCACCUUGUCUAGCAGCAUCUUCCGCCGUGGCUUCCGCUUGUUUCUGCCCACCACUGUGUCUACCUUUAUGAUCCUCGUCAUGAUCCGCCUGGGGUGGACGGGACAGCCCUUGCCCACACUCUGGGAGCAGCUGGUGGACUGGAAGAACGCAGUAUGGAGAAUCACCUUCAGCUGGCAGUGGGAUAUUACCCAAAUUCUGCCCUAUGAUGUCCAUCUUUGGACAAUCCCCAUCGAGUUCUCCCACUCGCUGCUUCUAUUCGUCGUUCUGACUGGUGUGAGCCGCAUGAAGACGUACUUGCGCCUCGCUUCAGUUUUUUUCAUCAUGAUCUACUGCCUCAAAUGCGGCCACUGGGCCGGCUUCGAGUUCCUUGGUGGCAUGUUUCUUGCCGAGAUCGGUCUGAUUGAGGAAGCUCGUCAGGAGCGAAAGGCGGCGGCUAUACAGAACAAGGAGGCAUCUGACAUGGAAGCUUCCGCUGUGUUGGACUCGCCUUCUAGCUCCCUAGCUGUACGCGUCUUCAAGACAUUCCUCGUUGGCAACUUGGUCUUUGCCUUGUUUGUGGCCGGUUGGCCGAACCAAAAGGCCGACAUCACGCUGGGAAUGUCCCCGCUCUGGCACAACACGAUGGAGCCCUUCUUCACCAUGGGCGGUGACCUCGUCUCCUUCCCCUGGUACGCCCUUGGCGCAUUUCAAAUCGUUGUCGCCUUGCAACACAUCCAAAUAUUGCAGAACCUGUUCGUGACGCCACUAGCGCAGUACCUCGCAGACAUCAGCUACGCGCUCUACCUUGUCCACGGACCCGUACUCGACGUCUUUUCGCAUCGCUGGAUGCCGUAUAUUUGGGCACUUGUUGGUGGUAGGGACGAGACUGGCAUGAUUGGGCGUCUCGUGGCGUGGAUCCUCGGCGUGGUCUUGCUUGGUGUACCAACGGUCUGGGGUAGCGACGUCUUCUGGAGAACCGUCGAUGUCAAGAGCGUAGAGCUGGCACGCUGGAUCGAGGGUCUCUGCACGCGAGACGCGUCGAAUUAA